UUUCAUUCCGAGCCUACAAGUGCAUCACAUCAUACCUGGUUGAGCCAAGUAAUUAAGCUGUCCAUCAUCAAAUUGUAUUAGUGACGCUUUCGUGUAACUUGAGAGACGGCGGACAAGACGACAACUGCUUUUGGUGACCAUGGGUUCAACACUCACCAAGACUUUUGCGGCAAGCAUGUCGGUCCAGCGGAAUGUGCCGUGGGCCUACACGCCAAGAAGAACGGCCUCGCCCCUGCUGUUUCUUCUCGGCCUCGUGUUCAUGAUUGUUGCUACAACGCUCCAGGGCGUCGUAUUGUGGAAGAUGUCUGAAAGAGGCCAGGAACCGGAGCGGCUAGGCGAGAUCAACGGGUUGUUUCCCAAAGUUCCUUCAAAGGUCGUGCAGUUCCGCAACGAUACACAUUUCCGCCCUCUCGACCUCUCAGAUCCGAGGUGGAACGAAGUGAUGCCUCGGGGCGGUGGCUUCAUCGAGGUGAGCAGAAGCGAGGCCAAGGGCGCGCGGCUGCCGCCCGAGAUCCAUACGCGAGGUAUGACGGUGUACAACGUCGCCGUGUUUCACCAGAUGCACUGUCUGCACGCUCUUGCCGGAGAGCUCAAGCAUCUCAUCGACAUGGUGCGCGAUGGCGCACCCACAGGAACCGAGGUGCAGCCGUCACGCCUCGAGCACAUUGAGCACUGCCUGGCGUACCUCAAGGAGUCGCUUGCCUGCUGCGGCGACACGGCGCUCGAGGGCCAAUCGGACAUCAGCGAGGAGCCAUCAACCGACGGAUUUGGCUCUAUUCACGUCUGCAAGGAUUUUGGCCGCAUCUUUGACAUGGCCGAGGGCCGUCGUGUGAGCAAUAUGCCAGGGUAUCCGGAUGCCAAUAGCCAUCACUGAUGGGUCACAUAUCGUGUGUACAUUUUGAGAUGGAGACAGCACCAUUGAUUGCGACGGUAAUCUGAAGAAUGAACUUUAUACUCUGUUGCUGUGUUUGUCGUGAAAAGAUGCAGAAAAGUAGACCUAGACAAGUCGAAGAUAUUCAACAGCGUACCAUGAACUUUUAAUUUCGUUCAUGAGAGGCAAGACUUUUCGACGAAUACGUACGGCGUCAGGCCUCAGUAGCAAUCUCGCUCCAGUAAGACAACCCUCUGUUAUUUGCGUGUUAAGCAUUGGCAAAACGGGCUACAACUUUAGAUGUCUCGCGUCACAG
This is a messenger RNA of Colletotrichum navitas, 1187 nucleotides long. RefSeq lists its product as uncharacterized. The coding region runs from base 140 to 874 and encodes 244 amino acids. The transcript has 3 exons. NCBI's taxonomy places the organism in Eukaryota, Fungi, Ascomycota, Sordariomycetes, Glomerellales, Glomerellaceae. The record is from RefSeq and is a predicted model, not a curated record. Gene Ontology annotation, biological process: mycotoxin biosynthetic process.